CCGAUGACGCCGUCCACGGUGCUGAGGAACCACGCGUCGGAUCUGUCCGAGUACGAGCUCGGGGAGGUUGGCGAGUUCCCGCAGGUGUGGUACUCGGGCGCCUCCGCGGGGGUGGGGAAGAAGAUCAGAGGGUCGAGGGAGCGCGGGCCGGACAACCACGGGUACGACGACGACAGGGACGACUUGAUCAUCGUCCCGCACGAUCACCUCGCGUACAGGUACGAGAUCAUCCAGAUCGUCGGCAAAGGGAGCUUCGGGCAGGUCAUGCGGUGUUUCGAUCACAAGACGAAGACGAUGAAAGCCGUCAAGGUGAUUCGGAACAAGAAGCGGUUUCACUCCCAGGCUUUGGUCGAGGUGAAGAUCUUGGAGCACCUGCGGCACAACACGCAGGAGCGCGACGAGGAUACGAACAUCGUGCACAUGCACGAGUACUUCUACUUUCGCGAGCACCUGUGCAUCUCGUUCGAACUCUUGUCGAUCAACCUGUACGAGUUCAUCAAGAACAACAACUUCCAAGGGCUGUCGUUAGGGCUCGUGCGUCGGUUCGCGUCGCAGCUCCUGACGUCGCUGAAGUUUCUACGAAAACAAAACGUCAUCCACUGCGACUUGAAACCGGAGAACAUCCUCCUGAAGCAGCCGAACAAGUCCACGGUGAAGGUGAUCGACUUUGGCUCGUCGUGCUUCGAGAACGAACGCGUGUACACGUACAUCCAAUCCAGGUUUUACCGCUCCCCGGAGGUCAUCUUAGGGAUGCCGUACGACGUCGGGAUCGACAUGUGGAGCUUAGGGUGCAUCCUCGCGGAGCUGUACACCGGGUACCCGCUGUUCCCGGGGGAGAACGAGAUGGAGCAGCUCGCGUGCAUCAUGGAAGCGCGCGGGCCGCCGCCGCCGAAAAUGUUAGAAACCGCGACGAGGAAGACGAUCUUCUUCGACGCGGACGGGCGCGCGCGCGAGGUGAAGGUCACCCGAGGGAAGCGCCGAGUCCCCGGGAGCAAAGAUCUCGCGGGGAUCCUCCGAUGCGCGGACAAAGGGUUCGUCGAUUUCAUCGACAUGUGCUUGAGAUGGGACAUCGGAGAGCGACAGUCCCCGGAGCAGGCGCUCGCGCACGAGUGGAUCACGCGAGGUACCGCG
Micromonas pusilla CCMP1545 is the source of this 1131-nucleotide messenger RNA. RefSeq lists its product as uncharacterized. Gene Ontology annotation, cellular component: cytoskeleton; cytoplasm. Gene Ontology annotation, molecular function: protein serine/threonine kinase activity; protein serine/threonine/tyrosine kinase activity; ATP binding. The record is from RefSeq and is a predicted model, not a curated record. The transcript has a single exon. The annotation marks the transcript as partial. Gene Ontology annotation, biological process: peptidyl-threonine phosphorylation; peptidyl-serine phosphorylation. Lineage: Eukaryota; Viridiplantae; Chlorophyta; Mamiellophyceae; Mamiellales; Mamiellaceae.